UGGUAAGACUCGUAUAUGAUUAUUAGCGGAUGUAUUAAUGUGGAAACCUUUUCAGAUUGGAAGCGCUAUGGUUGGAAGAGGUGACGAAGCGAGGUGAAAAGCUGGCAUCUUUCAGGUCUGCGGUUUGGAGAUUCGUUUCCACCAGGAUUUAUGCUUCUUUGUUCCUGAACGGUUGUUCCGUCGUUCUGGGCUUCAUAGGGCCUGCGAUUUUGAUGAGGAACCUGCUGGAGUUUGCCCAGUCUCCGGAGGGCACCACGUGGGAUGGAUUGAAGUGGACUUUUCUAUUGACUGCCUGCGAUUUUCUACGAAUAAUGUUUGCAACUUGGUCCUUUGCGAUGAGCUAUAGGACGGCGCUAAGACUGAAGUCGGCUUGCUUGGCCUUGCUGUACAAAAAAAUUAUUUCCCUCAACAACCUAGGACACAAGAGCACGGGAGAGCUGAUUAAUAUGUUCUCUAAUGACGGGCAAAGACUGUACGAUGCGAUGAUUACUGGGCCCCUGAUUGUCGGAGUUCCGAUAGUGACUAUAUGCGGAGUGAUAUACAUUCUCCGAUUACUUAGCCCUAUGGCUCUUCUGGGAAUUAUCGUCUUCCUCCUGUUUUAUCCCAUUCAGUACGCGAUAUCGCGACUCGUCAGCUAUUUGAGGAGAGGAACUGUUCGAAUCUCCGAUACCAGAAUCAGAUUGGUGAACGAGAUGCUGGAGUGUAUAAGACUGAUCAAGAUGUACGCCUGGGAAAACCAUUUUUGCAAGGAUCUUCUCGACGUUCGAGCUAAAGAGCAAAACAGAUUGAUGAAGACGGCUUACUUUCAAAGCAUCGCCGUAUCGUUGGCACCUGCAGCUCCGGUAAUAUCUGCGAUCAUAACUUUCCUAGCACACGUUUCAGCCGGUUAUGAUUUAACCGCUGCACAGGUAUUUCCCCUCGUAUCGUUCUACAAUACACAAAUCCGUAAUUCGUUUAACAAUUUGCAAUAUGCCGCGGGCAAUGUUUACGAGGCUACCGUAUCAAUCGAUAGGCUGAAGAGCAUUUUACUACUGAAAAGUGAGAGCUGCCCGAUAUCGAGACCAAUAGUCACAUCUCAGGCGCUGGCCAUUGUAAACGGAACGUUCGUCUGCGAUCGCUAUACAGGCCAGGAGAAGAAUCCAACUUCUACUUCUAAAAGUCUGAAGAUAAAGAGAAAACAGGAGAACAAUUCGGAGGAGCAAGAGGCGUGCGAGCGUCUGAACGUUGGAGGAGCGGGAAAUAUCGAGAACGCCGAAAGCGUCGUACUCCUGGACGACGUCACUUUCGAGGUGACAAAGGGUAAACUGGUCGGCGUUUGCGGCCACGUCGGCAGUGGAAAGUCUAGUCUUCUGUUGGCCUGUCUGGGACAACUGCAGAUCAAAGAAGGACAACUGUUGAGAGACGGCACUUGUGCUUACACGAGUCAACGAGCCUGGAUCGUGAACGCCACUUUGAGGGAAAACAUUCUCUUCGGUCAUGACUAUAAUCCUAGUCGGUACCAAGAGGCGAUAUCUGCCUGUUGCUUGACCGAAGACUUGAAAGCAAUGCCAGCUGGCGACCGCACGGAAAUAGGGGAAAAAGGAAUUAAUCUGUCAGGAGGUCAAAAACAGAGAGUCGCUUUAGCCCGAGCCUAUUACGCCGACCGCGACAUUUACUUCCUGGACGACCCGCUAGGUGCCCUUGAUGCGCACGUCGGUCCUCGCGUUUUCCAGGACUUGAUCCUGAAGGACUUGCGAUCCAAGACCGUCGUCCUCGUGACCCAUCAAGUGAAAUACCUGCAACGAUGCGCCGAGAUUUACGUGAUGCGGAAGGGAAAAAUCGUGGAGCACGGGACACACGAAGAACUUCUUGCAUUGAACGGAGAGUACACCUCCAUGGUCGAAGCGGGGUGCUCGGAACCUGAAGCGGACUCUGCCGCUGAGAAAUCUACAGAAGAGGAGGGAAUCUCACAGGAUGGUCUCGAAUUCGAUGGGUAUCGCGGGUCGAACGCUACUUCCGAUACUUGUACCAAAGAUGAACUCGAAGGUAACGAGGCCGAUGGUAAGCUGACUACGGCGGAGAAAACUGGGCACGGUGAUAUCAAGACCCGUGCGUACCGUGCGUACAUCAGAGCGGCCGGUGGUUACUGGAUAGUUGUUUUAGUAGUCUUCGCAUUUUUUCUGAACGUUGGUAGCACGGUAUUCAGCUCUUGGUGGCUCGCCAUUUGGCUGAACGCGAAGGGCGGGAAUUAUACUCGCGAAGGAGGAAAUGGAACCGUGAUGGAACAUUCGAGAAGUUUGAAAGACAAUCCAGAUUUUGAAUUUUAUUACACGAUAUAUGGGGCCAGCAUCGGAGUCAUUCUGUUGACUAGUUUUAUCCGCGGCUUUGCUAUAACUCGCACUGCGAUAAAGGCGUCGACUACUUUGCAUAACGCAGUGUUGAAAAAAAUAAUAGCCGCACCGAUGCGAUUUUUUGAGACCACGCCAGUAGGAAGGAUACAAAACAUGUUCAGCCGAGACAUAGAUGAAGUUGACAACAGGUUGCCAUUUACUUUGGAAACCAUCAUUCAGAAUGUUAUCGUCAUACUAUUUGCUGUUGUCGGCGUGUGUGUAGUGUUUCCAUGGUUUAUGGUGCCCCUCGUAGUUCUGGGCGCCCUCUAUUAUUACAUCGGAAAAGUAUUUAGAGUUGCAGCCAGAGACUUAAGACGAAUAGAAAAUGUGUCCAGAUCUCCUAUAUUCAGUUUUAUCACAACGACGAUUCAAGGAUUGAGUUCAAUUCGUGCGUUCAAUAAGGAGGAUGAGAGCAUGGCAAAAUUCGUACAAUUGUUUGACUUCAACAAUGCUUGCAUGUACGUAUGCAAUUCCACGAUCCGAUGGCUGGCGUUUCGUUUCGAUAAUCUGUCUGUACUGGCAAUAUGCGUGACGGCGUUGUUGGUGACAUUUUUUAAAGGUCAUGUACCUCCUCCACUGGCAGGUUUAGCGUUGGCAUAUUGUGUUCACAUUUCUGGAGUAUUCCAUUACACCGUAAGAGUCAUCACUGAAACAGAGAUGAAGUUUAUAAGCGUCGAGAAGAUGGAGGAUUAUUUGCGCACUUUGGAGAACGAACACGACGGGAGAAAGUGCCUAGAGAAUCUUCCAGACGAUUGGCCGCCUGGUGGUGAUAUUAAAUUUGAUGCCGUACAAAUGAGGUACCGAAAGGGCUUGCCGCUUGUCUUAAAAAAUGUCACGUUCCAUGUCAAGCCUGGGGAAAAAAUAGGAGUCGUAGGAAGAACGGGAUCGGGCAAGAGCUCCCUCACUACGGCACUCUUCAGUCUGGUCAAGCUUUCCAGUGGGAGAAUUAAAAUCGACAACGUAGAUAUCUCUCAAGUAAAAUUGGAGUUACUCAGGAGCAAGCUAUCCAUCGUACCACAGGAUCCUGUACUGUUCAGUGGAACUAUCAGAUCAAAUUUAGAUCCGUUCGAGAUUCACCUGGACGCUGAAAUUUGGGAGGCACUGGAAAAAACACAGCUGAAAGCAAGGGUGCAGAUUAUUCCUGGACAGUUGGAUGCCGCCGUAGGGUUUGGUGGAGAUAAUUUGAGUAUGGGCGAAAGACAGCUUCUUUGCUUGACGAGAUCUUUGCUCCGUCGAAGCAAGAUAUUGGUCCUGGACGAAGCCACCGCUGCGGUUGAUCCGGAAACGGAGACGGCGCUCGAAGCUACGGUACAACAGGAAUUUUUGCAUUGUACAGUUUUAACGAUAGCACACAGGUUACAAACUAUUUUAUCCUGCGAUCGAAUCCUUGUAAUGGCGGAUGGCCGAGUAUCGGAGUUCGACGAGCCAAAGAAUCUCCUCUCAAACCCGAAUUCCGAAUUUUCCAAAUUAAUGGCCUCGGCGGAAAUGACCGUAAAAGAAUCUUUAAAAAAGAACGCCUAAAUCGAUGUGCCUUUCAGAUUGCUAUCAGUAUUUUUAAUAUCUAGUAUUAACGAAUGUUGCAUGAAAGUGCAUUUAUUCCGUCACACCCCCCUGAUAACGAGUCUCAAUGGAACACAAUGAACCGUCACUUAAAAAAUGUGAUAGAAUACGUGAGUUGACUUAAAUGAAAUAUUUACAACUCCGAACUACCUCGAGCAAUCGUUAUCUUAAGGACGUUCAUGUUAUCUUAAGAUACACGACCUACACUAAUAACGCGCAGUUGAAAGAGUUAUAACUAGCUAAGAUUAACAUUUUUCUUCCACAUCGUAUUGCAUUAUUAAAAUAAGAAAUAAAUGGCUUUUUCCUAGUACGUUUUAAA
Molecule: messenger RNA, 4248 nt
Organism: Orussus abietinus
Lineage: Eukaryota; Metazoa; Arthropoda; Insecta; Hymenoptera; Orussidae
Product: multidrug resistance-associated protein 5
Exons: 20
Coding region: 213-3890 (1225 amino acids)
Biological process (GO): transmembrane transport
Cellular component (GO): membrane
Molecular function (GO): ABC-type transporter activity; ATP hydrolysis activity; ATP binding
Source: RefSeq, a predicted model, not a curated record